CUCCCGCCCAGCUCCCGCAUCAGGCCGUCCCCGGCCUCAUGAGGACCCCCCGGCCGGGGCGGAGAGCCGGGCGCCGCCCGGACCGCGAUCUGGCCGCGGCCUUAGAGCGUUAGCCAGGAUGCGGCUGGGCCGCCGGGCCCUCUAUGCGCUAGUUCUGCUGCUCGCCUGCGCCUCGCUGGUGCUCCUGUACGCCAGAACUCGAGACGCGCCCAGGCUCCCGAACCCUCUGGCGUUGUGGUCGCCCCCACAAGGUCCCCCAAAGCUCGAUCUGCUAGACCUUGCCCCUGAGCCCCGCUACGCACACAUCCCGGUCAGGAUCAAGGAGCAAGUAGUGGGGCUGCUGACUCAGAAUAACUGCAGUUGUGGAUCCAGGGGAGGGAGCUUUGCCUUCCCGUUCCAGAGACAGGCUCGAGUCAUUGACCUCACUAAAGCCUUUGACGCUGAGGAGCUGAAGGCUGUUUCUGUCGCCAGGGAGCAGGAAUACCAGGCCUUCCUUGCAAGAAGCCAGUCCCUGACUGACCAGAUACUCAUAGCCCCAGCCAACUCCCCCUUACAGUAUCCCCUGCAGGGUGUGGAGGUUCAGCCUCUCAGGAGCAUCCUGGUGCCAGGGCUAAGUCUGCAGGAAGCUGCUGCCCAGGAGGUGUAUCAGGUGAACCUGAUUGCUUCCCUAGGCACCUGGGAUGUGGCAGGGGACGUGGAAGGCGUGACUCUCACUGGAGAGGGACAGCCGAAUCUCACCCUUACCAGCCCAGGCCUGGAUAGACUCAACCGGCAGCUACAACUGGUCACUUACAGCAGUCGAAGCUACCAGGCCAACACAGCAGACACAGUCCGGUUCUCCACCAAGGGACACGAAGCUGCCUUCACCAUCCGCAUAAGAUAUCCUCCCCAACCCCGGCUGUACCCACCUUCAUCUGUACCCCAGGGAGCUCAGUACAACAUCAGUGCUCUGGUUACCAUCGCCACUAAGACCUUUCUUCGUUAUGAGCGUCUACGGACACUCAUUGCCAGCAUCCGACGCUUUUACCCCACCGUUACCAUAAUCAUCGCUGACGACAGCGACAAACCGGAGCGCAUUAGCGACCCCCACGUGGAGCACUAUUUCAUGCCCUUCGGCAAGGGCUGGUUCGCAGGUCGGAACCUGGCGGUGUCCCAAGUAACCACCAAAUACGUGCUGUGGGUGGACGACGACUUUGUCUUCACAGCGCGCACGCGGCUGGAGAAGCUUGUGGACGUGCUGGAGAGAACGCCCCUGGACCUGGUUGGGGGCGCCGUGCGGGAGAUCUCGGGUUUCUCUACCACCUACCGGCAGCUGCUGAGUGUGGAGCCGGGCGCCCCAGGCCUUGGGGACUGCCUUCGGCAUAAACGUGGUUUCCACCACGAGCUCGUUGGCUUCCCAAACUGCGUGGUCACCGACGGCGUGGUCAACUUCUUCCUAGCGCGCACAGACAAAGUGCGCGAGGUGGGCUUUGACCCGCGCCUCAACCGGGUGGCACAUCUGGAAUUCUUCCUGGACGGACUUGGUUCCCUUCGUGUUGGCUCCUGCUCUGAUAUUGUUGUGGAUCAUGCCUCGAAGGUGAAACUACCGUGGGUGUCAAAGGAUGCGCAGGCAGACACUUACGCCCGCUACCGGUACCCGGGAUCGCUGGACCAGAGUCAGGUGGCCAAACAUCGUCUGCUCUUCUUCAAGCACAGGCUACAGUGCAUGACCGCUGAGUGACAGCUGACUGGGUCCUCCCACUGUCAGGCUGGGCCUGCCUCCUGGUCCCUUCCAGGAAUUCCCAACAACCCCUCCAACUCCUGACCCCUGAACCCCUGUCCAUCAACCUGAUCCCUAAUAGGGGCUUGUCCUGGUGACAACCCUUCCUUUCUGUGAGUGACCAGAGGCCUGAUGGAGCCAUAACCUUCCCCACAGCCAGUGCCAAGUCCUCCCCCCAACCCCAUUCCUAUGGGGCAGGAAAUGGGGGGAUUCACUUUCCAAGUGCCAAAGAGCCCAGAAGGACUCUAAGACCCUCAAGUGGAAACAACUCUCGCCUCCUGAGGGGGCAGGGAAACUCCCAAUGUGCAACCCCAGGG
Molecule: messenger RNA, 2076 nt
Organism: Arvicola amphibius (Eurasian water vole)
Lineage: Eukaryota; Metazoa; Chordata; Mammalia; Rodentia; Cricetidae
Gene: B4galnt1
Product: beta-1,4-N-acetyl-galactosaminyltransferase 1
Exons: 11
Coding region: 119-1720 (533 amino acids)
Biological process (GO): ganglioside biosynthetic process
Cellular component (GO): Golgi membrane
Molecular function (GO): hexosyltransferase activity
Source: RefSeq, a predicted model, not a curated record